Arabis nemorensis is the source of this 450-nucleotide messenger RNA. The record is from the annotation of a GenBank genome assembly. NCBI's taxonomy places the organism in Eukaryota, Viridiplantae, Streptophyta, Magnoliopsida, Brassicales, Brassicaceae.
AUGUUGUUGGAGCGCAGCCACUGUUUCAUAUUGGCCUCCCACCUCAAAUACAUCUCCGGGUUCUUACUAGAACCUGAUGAAUUUGCUUUCGGUAUGAGGCAACUCCGUGGUGGCUGGACUUCUCUUCGUGCCUUGGGGAAUUGUAUUGAUAAUCUGCAUAAUCAUUCUCUUCAAAGAAAUACGAAUUUGCUUGAAUCCAAGUGGCUUGGGGCGUGUAGGUAUAUGACUCGGUGUGUUGUUGGCUUGAAAGAUAAUGGUCGGAUGGCUCUGGUUCAAGAUCAUCAUCUUCUGGUUCUUCUCCGCAAUAAGGAUCAGAAGUCCCCUCCUCGUACCAUGUUUGUUUCCCAUAUUAAUCCUCUUCUUCGUUCAUGCCCUGGUACUCAUCUUCUUGGUUCCAUUCAGUCUCAUAAUGGAAAACCUCCACUUUCUCUAUGUAAUAGGACACCAUAG